Messenger RNA from Pelodiscus sinensis (Chinese soft-shelled turtle), 7337 nucleotides. RefSeq names its product AT-rich interaction domain 5B (gene ARID5B). Gene Ontology annotation, molecular function: transcription cis-regulatory region binding. Gene Ontology annotation, cellular component: nucleus. Gene Ontology annotation, biological process: regulation of transcription by RNA polymerase II. The record is from RefSeq and is a predicted model, not a curated record. NCBI's taxonomy places the organism in Eukaryota, Metazoa, Chordata, Testudines, Trionychidae.
AGAAUGUUGAGUUCAAUCAAUUCAGAACGUCGAGAUGGAGCCCAACUCAGUCCAGUGGGUCGGCUCUCCGUGUGGCUUGCACGGUCCUUACAUUUUCUACAAGGCUUUUCAGUUCCACCUUGAAGGCAGACCAAGAAUUUUGUCCCUUGGCGACUUUUUCUUUGUAAGAUGUAAGCCAGAGGAUCCGAUUUGCAUAGCGGAGCUCCAGCUGUUGUGGGAAGAGAGGACUAGCCGGCAACUUUUAUCCAGCUCCAAACUUUAUUUCCUCCCAGAAGAUACUCCCCAGGGCAGAAAUAGUGACCAUGGCGAGGAUGAAGUUAUUGCUGUUUCAGAGAAGGUGACUGUGAAGCUUGAAGACUUGGCAAAAUGGGCACAUUCCGAUUUCUCCAAGUGGAAGUGUGGUCUCCGGGCUGACCCCGUCACACCCAUGGAACUGGGCAAGAAUGGACAGAAGGAAGCCCUGAUGAGAUAUAGGCAAUCCACACUCAACUGUGGCCUGAACUUCAAAGACAUUCUAAAGGAAAAGGCUGAUCUUGGCGAAGAUGAUGAAGAUUCAAAUCUGCUAAUCCUUAGUUAUCCACAGUACUGUCGAUAUCGUUCCAUGCUAAAGCGUGUCCAAGACAAACCAUCUUCCAUACUAACGGACCAGUUUGUUUUAGCCCUUGGUGGCAUUGCAGUAACCACCAAGAAUCCUCAAAUCCUUUACUGUCGGGAUACAUUCGAUCAUCCAACUCUUAUAGAAAAUGAAAGCGUAUGUGAUGAGUUUGCACCAAAUCUUAAAGGCAGACCCCGCAAAAAGAAGCCAUGCCCACAGAGAAGAGAUUCAAUAAAUGGUCUAAAAGAUUCCAACAAUAAUUCUGAAAACAAAGCUGUCGCCAAGGUAAAAUGUGAAGCAAAGUCAGCUUUGCCCAAACUCAAAAGUAACAACAGCUACUGUAAGAAAGUCUCAAGUGAAGAAAAAUCAAAGGUUGCUGUAGGUGAAGAGUGCCGAGCCGAUGAGCAAGCUUUCCUUGUGGCUCUUUAUAAAUACAUGAAAGAAAGGAGAACACCCAUUGAGCGAAUACCCUAUUUAGGUUUUAAGCAAAUUAACCUUUGGACUAUGUUUCAAGCUGCUCAAAAACUGGGAGGAUAUGAAACAAUAACAGCCCGUCGACAAUGGAAACAUAUUUAUGAUGAAUUAGGUGGUAACCCUGGAAGCACAAGUGCUGCUACAUGUACUCGCAGACAUUAUGAAAGAUUAAUCCUGCCAUAUGAAAGAUUUAUUAAAGGAGAGGAAGAUAAGCCAUUGCCUCCAGUGAAACCUCGAAAACAGGAUAACAGCUCCCAGGAGAGCGAACCUAAAACAAAAGUGUCUGGAACAAAACGCAUCAAAAAUGAAAACCAAAAGAGCAAGAAAGAAAAAGAUAAUGCACAGAAACCCCCAAAUGCAUCUGAGGUUUCAUCGGAACAAGAGAAGGAUCAAGACUCUUCGGAUCAGAAAAGUUUAUCUGAGCAUCCUGCAACAGAAGAGAUGAAAAAGCCUAUCGAAGGGGCCCAGCCUCCUCCGCUACCAGAGGCAACAGAGCCAAUAGCUCUGAAGAAGACAGGCUUGAUGGAAAGCAGCUCAACCAGUGAAAAGCUCCAGGAGGAAGUUAAGCACUCAGUCCCUCUUUCAGAUGCUUCAGGGCCUCCUGAAGAGGACACUAUGAUGGAGCCAGCCACCAACAAACCCUUGCACACCCCAACAGAGGUCCUCGCUGACACAAAGCAAGAACAAAGAGGAUGCCAUUUUACAGACUGUUUAGAAAGUGAAGCUCAAGAACUGCCUUUUCAUGGUUUUUCUGCCAUCCCUGUACCGUUCCCAAGUCACAAGGAUAUGGAAGAGGAUAAAUUGCCAGAGAUGGCCGAUUAUAUUGCAAACUGCACAGUAAAAGUGGAUCAGCUAGGAAAUGAAGACAUACACAAUGCACUAAAGCAAACGCCCAAAGUUCUGGUGGUACCGAAUUUUGACAUGUUCAAAGAAAAGGAGCUGCCAGGUUCCAUUAACGAUGACCCUAGUUUUAGUUACACACCCUUAAUCUAUUCAAAGGGUAAUCCAGGCAUCAUGUCACCACUGGCCAAGAAAAAACUUCUGUCGCAGGUCAGUGGGGCAUCCCUGUCCUGUAGUUACCCUUAUGGGUCACCUCCACCUCUGAUUAGCAAAAAGAAAUUAAACAGCAGAGAUGAACUGUCUGCAGGCACAUCACAGACUCACAGUGUCCCCAGUUCUGAUUCAGUGGCAGUUAAUAGACCUUCUGUAAUACAACAUGUGCAGAGUUUUAAAACCAAGAAGUCAGAGGAAAGGAAAUCUAUUAAUGAAGCCCUUAAGCCUGACACGUUAAGUAAGCCAGAUGCCCAUCGUUGUGAUUUUUCAAAACAUCACCUCAACUCGCUUGCUGAAUCUUAUGUACUAAAGCCAGAUAUUCAGGACUGCAAAGAUAAAAUGAAUGAGAAAAGGGCAUUGCAACACUCCCGUGUGCCCAGUUUCUUGGCAGACUUUUACUCAUCUCCUCAUCUGCACAGCCUUUAUCGGCACACCGAACACCACCUUCAUAAUGAGCAGACGUCAAAGUACCUCCCUCGAGACAUGUUCAGAGAUUCAGAAAACAUUUCUACUUUUACUCAACACAAACACCAGGAAAAACUUAAUCUAAAUUAUCAUCCAUCUUUGCAUCAGCAAGAAAAAAAGGCUGCAGUGGAAGCCUCUUCAGAUGAUCAGCCAACGGAUCUGAGUCUUCCGAAGAGUGUACACAAACAGACUGCAAAGAUUGCAGGGACCAGUCUCCCACAUUCAUCAAUGUUGCCGCAGGAAAGCAAAAGUAUUUCUCAGUUCCAAGCAUCAGGCGGCCAGGGGGUGAGCCUAGACUGUAAUCCUAAAGCUUGCCGUGUUUCUCCGAUGACCAUGUCAGCACCUAAAAAACAUGGUGAAUCCCUUCACAGGGCCGGAAAACAACCGACUCAGAGACUUGAGAAUUUAAGAAAGAUGGAAGGAAUGGUCCAUCCAAUUAUAAGCCGCAAAAGCAGCCCCCAAAACAUUGGGGCAGCUCGGCCUUUGAAACGGAACCUAGAGGAUUUGGACAAAGUCAUUUCUGAAAAAAAGAUCCGAGCUGUCUCUCCUCUGCACUUACCAAAGGAGGUACCUGCGAAGGAAAAGGUUCCCGAUCGAGAGGGUGAAGGCAGCAAAUCAGUUCAUGGUCUGCAUUCUGGCAACAUGUUGGAAAACCAUAAAUUUCCUCUCUCGACUCCUAUUUUCACAGGCCUGUACCCAGGAACACUGUGUGCAGGGUUGAACAAUCGCAUCCCAGCUGGAUACUCUCAUCCUUUGCAGUACUUGAAAAAUCAGACUGUGCUCUCUCCACUAAUGCAGCCUUUGGCUCUUCAUUCCUUCAUGGUGCAAAGACAAUUUCUUACCUCCCCUGCAAAUUCUCAGCAGCUCUAUAGACACUUAGCUGCAGCAACACCUGUAGGAAGUUCAUAUGGUGACCUUUUGCACAACAGCAUUUAUCCUUUAGCUGCUAUUAAUCCUCAAGCUGCCUUUCCUCCUUCCCAGCUGUCCUCUGUACAUCCUAGCACAAAACUGUAAACCCUUUUUAAAAAGUAUCUGAGAAAAUAAUGCUACAUUCCUUUCCCUGUGAUAAUGUCUUGCAAAAUUAGAAAUCAAUAUUUUUUUGUUAACCAGUAAGUAGUCUCAUCCCAUGUAGCUGAAUGCUUCAAAUCUGAUUGAGACAAGACUAUUUUCUAGUUUGUAAUUCCAGCUCACACACCUGCUCUCCAAAUCAUUUCAUUCUGCACAUUACUUUUUUGAUAGAUCUUACAUACGUUGAAAGCAAAGGUCAGCGCAAGCCAAUGGAAGUUUAGGGACAGAGCUUAAUCUCUUUGAAGCCAGUGGCAAAACUUGCAUUUGUUUUCAGGGAAUGUAGGAUCAAGGCCCUUAGAUUAUUUAACUGAGUCAAGGACUCCAGACAAAUCUGGAAAAAAAAGAAGGAGGCAAUUGCGCUUUUUGGGAGGAACUUUUCCUGACUUUCAAAGAUUCAAUCAAUGCAAUGUAUAGUAAAACUGCAAUAGAUUUUUCAUUUUAACACUAUUAGAACAAAAAGGUAAACACUGUUUAAUUUGACUGUACAUAUCUGCUUUGAAAACUAUCAGUGUCACAUUUGAUAACAUAAUUUAUAUAGUUUCAUUGGUUCAGUAUAACCUGUGCUCUUUAUUUUUUUAAAUUAAACGGUAUCAUUUUAUCUGCAACUUAUUUUAAAGGCUGUGGCUCUCCUAUUUUUUUUUUAUGUGUGUGUGUCUGUAAUUUUUCCAGUGCUAAUACUUUUGAACAACUUUUUUUUGGUGGUAAUAUUAUUGUUUACAAACUGAAGCAACUGGUUCAGGCUAUAAACAUACUGUAGAUUAUACAACAGUGCAAUUGAUGCAUACAACCUUUUUAUUGAUGAGCUAUUCCUGAGAGGUGCUGAGCACCUGCCGCUCCUACUGGUGUUGUCGCAAAGGCUCAUACACUGCUUUCCUGGCCACGGAAGCUUUUGGUCUGUGAAUGUGUUAACAAUUGUACUUACCUUACCUAGGCUGUGAAACCCUCCCGCAUACCAGAGAAAUAAAAAACAAAACCUCACUGGCAACAAACUGCUGAAUAACAUUGGAGUGCAGAAGGCAGAUUUGUGGGUUGUAAGAAUAUGUCAAGAAUGUCAAAAAUUAGAACAGGAGCCAAUCUUUAUUUUUUAAUCAAAAGGUUUGAAGAGGCCUGUGCCUCCAAACAGGGAUGAUCUGCGGAGGGGUUGGGGGUGGAAAGAGGUGCCUCCUCCCACAAAGAAGAUUGCCACUAACUAGUGGCCCGAGGUUCAGUCGUCUGAAUAGUGGCUUAGGAGUGAUGCUCAGUUACCUAGCACCUUCUGACUAGUUAACAUCAAGUGAAACUCAGUGCACAGACUAUGCAUCAGGUAAACCCCAUUCAGAGAGCUACCUUCUCAACUGGCUCAAAUUCACAGAGUCCCACCGAAGUCAAAGGGGCUGUGUUGAUUAGUAUAGGUAGAAAUCUAUCCUACUGGGCUUACAUGAGACAUAAGGCCUAAGCACCUUUUGUGAUAGUCCUCUGCAUGUAUGCUGAAUAAUGCAGCCCAGUCACUGGGAGCAAAAGCCCAUGAGUGAAGUUUUGAGUUUAUAAUAAUGAAAAACGGUCAUACGAAUGUGGUCAGCUGAGAGCCAUCACCGCCCUGCAGCUAAAUAUAGAAACUGAGAUCAGAGAAGUUGAACUUGGAAGUAUUUGACAAUGUGAAAAUUGGUUAUUAUUUAUACCGUCUCAGUUAUUAUUCAUAUACAGAGUUAUCAAAACUGUUAAAAAUGGAAACACCUUGUACACCAUGCAUCUUAUUAGAACUUCCCAGGAUAUGACACCAAAUGCAACAUAUAAUGGAACAAAUUUAAUGUCCUGGAAACCAGAAUUACGUAGUCCUCUAGCGUUAAAGAUCCUCUUUCUUCAGUUAAAUACUUUAUAUUUCUGUGGUAAAACAAGAUUUAAUUGAUCAGCAAGACCAGCAGAAUCUAGAACAUAAAUGUGCCAAUGAAGUUUAUCUGCUAUUCCACAUAUUGUACAGAAAACAAAAUCAUAUGCUUAUUUGGUCACAGACCAUAGCAUCGAUGGCAUCUCUAGUGAAGUUGCAUGAGACCUAAAUCAUGUAAGAAUAUGGGGUUGGGGGGGGGGGAAUGUAUAAACAUACAGCAAACACAAAUAUGCAUGUGCCUGCCAUUUAAUCAGAAAACUGAACAUUUAUAGUGUUUAUGAUGAUCUGUAUUCAUGCAUUUCUUUACUACAAGUCUCUUAUUUCACUUUUGAUGACAUCAUCUUGGAACUUGAUCACAGCAUUUAAAAACAAUGUUAACACAGAGGGGGGGAGGGGCAUUUUUCCUUCAUUUAUUCCAUGAGGAGACUCACUGUUUCUGUCUGAGGAAGCUCAUAAUAUACUGGGGAAAACAUUAGGACAAAUAAAAAGAGAUGGUAGCAUAACCCCCCAACAGAAGAAGCACAUUAGUUGUUUAAAAACUCUUACCAGAAAUCUGGGAAAUCUUUCAGAAAGACCAUUGAAUUCUCCAUUGGCUGAGAAUUACUUUUUUAAAAUGUCUUAAAUGGGGCUUUGUUUGCAUUUGUUUGAGUUCAAGGGGACUUAUUAUUGAAUGAAAUUGCACAAGCCUUUCUUUGUGCAAUCAAACCAUUGUUAUUGGGAGGGUUGUAAAGGAAACUGUGGAAUCUAAUUGGCAAUAGAGUCAUAAAUAUAUUUACGAAGAAUCAGUUCCAAGAAAUGUUGCAAUUCAAAUGCAUCAUGUUCAAGAUUUAUCAGAGAUUCUGAAGGUUGUGAGAUUCAAUUAAAUAUAAAAGCCCAACCAAAACAAUAUUGGUGUAACUUCAAAGUACAGACUAAGUUUGACUUUAGGAAACAGAAAUUGAAAACAGAACCUGACUUUUGCAACAAAAUGUAUUUCUAAGAAGGAUCAAUUUGUAAUGAUUGCAUUUUGCAGUAGAUCUGUCUUAUUUAUUUUGUCACUGGAUAAGAUCAGUUCCCAUUUAUAUUAGGGCAUAUUUACUUUACAACUUGUUUGAAUUGGCGCGUGAUUCCUUAAAUAGUGUACCCUUCUACACUUAUGUGUCUAAUGGAAGUUUCUAUAAGGUCAGUAACACAUUUUGUGUAGGUUUUUUUUUUCAAAGAGAAAGGUUAAUUUUUUUAAUUCAUUGUUCCACAUAGUCACUUUUUUUUGUGGCGGUGGUCAAUCAGGUCACAGCUGGUCUACUUUUACAAUUGUCAUGAUUUUAAUGCAAAAUGGGAAUUACCUCACUCAUGUGAGGCCAGCAACAUAGGAAAUAUUAUGAGCACUUACUAGGUGUUUGAUGUAAAUGUGUUUGAUAUUUCAUUUGUUCUCCUCCCCCCAGUUUUAAAUCUGUUCUAAUAAUGGCAGCAUAAUCUACUAGCUGUUUAUACUUUUUAAACUUUCAUUUGUUGUAUAUAUUGUAUACUUUUUGUGAUUCAAGUUAUGUAGCCUAUAUGCGCUGUAAGGUGAUUAUCUGUAUAUAGCAAAAUGGCCCAGUAAUAUUAUAUAGUAUUCCACUUAAAAGGUUAUUGAGUAACCUUUGUAUUAGUUUAAACACUACCAGAAAUAAAGCUGAGCCAACUAUAAACACUCAAUUUUUGUAUGUUUUCCAAAUUGUACUUAUUAAUGCUUUUGAUACUGUAUUAUGUGCCAAUAGUUUCCCAAUCGCAUAGGAGGCAAAAGAUAUUUUGUACUUUUUGAUCCACUGUAAUUAUUUAAUAAAAAAUGCUACUAUCUGU